This is a messenger RNA of Desarmillaria tabescens, 1353 nucleotides long. RefSeq lists its product as uncharacterized. The record is from RefSeq and is a predicted model, not a curated record. The transcript has 4 exons. Lineage: Eukaryota; Fungi; Basidiomycota; Agaricomycetes; Agaricales; Physalacriaceae. Bases 1 to 1353 code for a protein of 450 amino acids.
AUGGCCACUUUAUUGACUCUACCAGAUGAAAUCCUCGGAAUCAUCAUAGAAUGUGUCUUGGAAGGCGUAGAGCCGAGCAACAAAGCCUGGAUGGCUGCGCACCUCCAGCUCGUCUGCGAAAGACUGAGGCCUGUAUUCGAACCUGUGGCAUGGCGGACAUUGGUUGUAUACUGUGGAAGACCAGGAAGAUCUAGAACCGAUCCAUGGGAGUACGUCAGGCACAAUAGCACCGACGCUCUGACAAGCUUUCGCAAAUACAGGGAGGGUUCGCUCUUCGCGUGUGUCAAAUUGCUCAAAAUCGUCUGUCCAGACCGUCUCCCAAAGUAUGCGACUCAUUACCCUGAUUCCGACCAAGUGUAUGAGCCCAUUUCAUCCCUACCUUCUCUGAAGAACAUCAUUCUAGUCGAUGUUACACUCGAUGCGCUCCCAAUACCAGAACACCACUGCAUUGUUCCUCGCCCCCUCCUGUCGUUGCACCUCAAAUUUUGUCGCACCACGAUUAACGGCUUGAAUACGCUUUUCCAAAAGUUCACUGAGGUGUCAGAGGUGACUGUGUGUGCAACGGGUGUGCCAAUGACAGCUGUGGCAGUACUUCCAUCAAAAGCUGGAAUGAUCUUGAAGGGAGACGUUUUGUGGCCGCAAACCAUUGAACGGGUUCCUGUAGCUGGGGGGAGUGCACCGAGGACCACAAUCCACAAAUUUACAGCAUGCUGCACUCAAUUCAGCAACAUCUUUGAUUGGCUGAACAGUGAGGAUUCGUGGUACGAUCACAGUGGUAUCAAGAAUCUGAGGGUUGAUGGGGAGGUAAUGCAAAAUGACUCGGUGGGGCUGGACAAAUUUUUACAGGGAUACGGACGUGAUCUGACGACGCUAGCCUACCAAACACGAUUAAGGACUCUGUCUCAGGAAGGCAAUUGUAUCCUGGAAACAUUGGCCAUCUCCUUCGAUGCCGACGCUUUUGGCGAGAACGGAACACUGCCGUUUGGUCUGCAGGAUUUGGUCGGUCCCAUACGCACAUGCCUUACGAACUAUCAGUCCAUCUACCACGCAAAACUGCACUGGAUCACUCGUUUGAUUUUCGGAAGCUUUCCAUUAGCAAUUCAGUGCAGGCUUCAGACAAGUCAUCACGCCGAAAUGUCUGAAUGCUUAGACAAUGCACCUGACUCGGUAAAAACCCGGGACCUCUUGUCGUUCGGACACCUGUCGACCGAGAUCAGAGAUAUAGUCCAAAGUGAUGGAUCAAUUACAAGAGUCGACAGACAAAUUGAAAUAUUGCAACAUCUGGGUAUCAUGUCAUACAUAACACUGGACCGCCAUUCAGAAGAGAAAUUGCAUAGAGCCUUCGGCUUUUAG